CAACCUCUUUCAGGUUAUCCACCAACUCCGUGUCUCCACAGCGUCUGCCACAGGCUGCCGGUAUAUAUUAGCUUAUAUCCCCAGGUUCCUCUGAAUUUUUCUGUUGAAAAUUGUGAAAUUUGUUUAAAUUGUCUUAAAUUUGUUUUCAUAUCUGAGAUUUUUCAUUUUCACCAGAUCUUACUCCAUAUCGAUUCCACUUUCGCUACAGCCGUCUAAAUAUUUAGCUAUCAUUUGACGACUCUCAUUCAUAACUCGUACUAGUCUGCUAUUAAUUUGUGCACCUAGGCUUUCCAGACGUCUUUUCCUACUAUCCAUCACCCAGGAAAAGCCGGACCAACCCUCCUUUACCUCAGAAAAACCUUCAUUGACGAUUCCUAUGGACCAAACUAACUAGAGAAAGUAACUGAAAGUCUUUUUUUACUACUUUUUUUCUAGUUUUUUUUGUUCCUUUUUUUGUCAAUCGUAUCGUUUUUUUCACUCCAGUUAUUUUCAUCUACUGCCCUGCUGCACAAGAAAAAAAGCUCUCUGUUGAAACUAAAUUGAUAUUGCAAUAUUGAAAUUCUACCAAUUCAAUAACUUUGCUCAAUUUAAUAUUUCACUAAAACAAACAAAAGGAAUUCUCCUGUUCAUACACAUUAUCACUAUAAACCCUAUUCACCAUGGCCUUAGCUGACAGAAGACCCAUUGGCUUUCCUGUAGCUUCUACACCGGCUUCUCCUGCUUUCAACCCCAAAACAUUGCUGCUCGCAAAAACGCCCAAAUCGGCAAUUGGCAGCGACAAGGAUUUGGCUGCGAAUUUGCAAGCGAACGAAGACGACUCCGAUCUCGAUUCCGACAGUCCCAGUUCACCCGUUUCCAUCUUGAAGCACUCGGGCGACAUGUCUGCCUAUACCAAUGACAAGUCGCUUUCACCAGAAGCGAUGUCGCCGACGUCCAGAAGCAUUUCGCCCGAUCUGUUGAUGAAUGGAGACUCCAAGAAACUUAACUCACGCGGCUCGACUCCACCCACCUCCUUGUCGACACCACCAUCCUCUCAAUCUGCCUCUGCUGGUCUUCCCUUGAAGAAACCAAAGAACACGUCUAGAGUCCCUAUCGCUACAGGAAUUUCGACCACUAUUCCAGUCACGGGUGAAAAACCAAAGCCGGAACAAAAAGGUGAUCCUUCUUUGGAAGACGACGUACUCUUUGCCAUCUUCCUUAUCUUGUACGAAAAGGACCCAGAAGGUGCUGGUAUGACUGUGAAACAGAUCUGUGACAUCUUGAUCGAACGUCAUCCUGACAUGGCCAAUCUCUCGACGAAGACUUCUAACUUGGUUAGUGCCAAAUUGAACGCUUACGUCAAGAGAGUGGAAAAGGGAGACUCUUCGUUGAAGUAUGCAUUGUCCCGUGACUGGGCUGAUGCUUCUCCCAAAAGAAUGGUAUAUGUCUACCGUGGGUUGUUGACUGAUGACUUCCAUAUCCAUGUCAAGAACAUGAUGGAAACACAGAAAACUACUCAGGAAGAAGAACCAUCACCAACAUCUUCUUUCUCUGGCUCUCUUCCUGAUUCUCUUGAAGCUGGUAAGCAGGCUACUUUGAAACCAAGAAGACAGACCAUGUUCGACUUGGGAGUCACCAAGGCUACUUUCUUGGAUACUCCUAUCGAAAAGUCCAACUUGUUCGUUCCUUAUUCUUCUGCUCCAGUAGCUGCAUCCUUGACAGAAGCUGUCGAUCCCACAGAUGACGACAAGAAUCUCAAUGAUUCAGACUUAGAGUUUGAAGACUUCGAGGUUUUUCACGACGACGAAGAUGACGACCUCAUCUCCGGAGCUGGCGAUCUCUAUAUCGAUAGUAUGAAGAAGAACGGUAAACGAUCCAAAUCAUUGUCGUAUCUUUCUUUGAACAAGAAGUCCAAAAUCAUGACUGCUGCCGCUGCUGCUCCCAGAGCUCCACGUACCCCAAGUUCACACUCCCCCAAUGCUGCUGCCGCUGCUGCCGCUUUACACGCAGCUGCAUUGAAGGCCAUUUCGGAUUCGACAGACACCUCCGACUCUGUCAGAUCCGGUUCAGAAGGAUCGACUGGUUCUGUUCAUUCUAACAAGAAAUGGUUGAAUGUCAUCAGAUCCGGGUUCAUGACUCAGGAUAUCGGAACCCCGGAAGACAUAAGUUUAUCGGACUUAGACAAGUUCUUUGCCUAGUCUUUCUAAAUGUUUUGUGAUGGCAAGCUUUUGUGAACUUCACUAGAAUUCUGCUAAGAAUUUAUCAUUUACCUGAGUAUCAUCCACUCGUACCUAAUGACGUUACAAAACUUUUUAUAUCUCAUCCACCAUAUCAUUCUCGUUCAGUUGCUUUACUUUUUAUCCAUCUUCGUCCUCGUCCUACUACAUUUUUUUUAUUGUUUGCGUUAAUGUCCUUGUAUGUUCUUUGGUUGUUAAUGAAAGAAUGUUUAACUGGGUUGUCUUUUGGUUACUUAUUAUUCGUUUUUGUCUUUGUCCUCUACUUCUUGCAAUUGUGUUCCUUUAUUAUUACGACUUACUUCUUCAUGGCUAUUCAAAAAUCUUUUGGCGGUUUUUUCACCUUGCUAUAUAUGUUAUAUAUACCAACUCUACUUGCCCAUACAUCUCUUUGGCUAUUUGAAGGAAAAAGAUCAAAAACAUCAAAAAAAAUCCUCUCUCUCCUAAAAUCAUAAAAGAAAAUGGC
Messenger RNA from Scheffersomyces stipitis CBS 6054, 2679 nucleotides. It is a transcript of the gene GDS1, whose product is annotated as Gds1p. NCBI's taxonomy places the organism in Eukaryota, Fungi, Ascomycota, Pichiomycetes, Serinales, Debaryomycetaceae. The record is from RefSeq and is a predicted model, not a curated record. The coding region runs from base 660 to 2177 and encodes 505 amino acids. The transcript is spliced from 3 exons.